GUGGGGAGAAAGAUGCUCAGGUCUCCAACCUCCAGCCCCAACCGCACACCUUGGGGUUCGGUCUGGGACCGGCCCCACCGCCCCGAGAAGUGGGGAAGUACUUGGUGGCCUCUAACCCGCUGUCGGUCCUCACCGAGCUGAUAGUGAUUGCGAGCCCGGCUUCCUCCGAUGCUUCGCGGUUUCCCCCAGCGAAGGCCGGCAAUCCCAAACUGCGUGCCUUGGCGACAGCCCUGUCCCCAGGUUUCCUGAGGUUUGGCGGCACUGAAACAGAUUUUCUCAUCUUUGAUCCCUACAAGGAUUCAACUUCGGAAGAAAAAAUCCUUUGGGAACUUCAGGCCCAGCAAGAGGCUUGUGGCUCCAGACCUGCGUUUGCUGCUGUUGAGGAGGUGCUGCGGGCCCAGUGGCCCAGCCAGGAGAAGCUGAUUCUUGCAGAGCACAACCGGAAAAAACACAAAAACACCACCAUUACAAGAAAUACGUUGGAUAUUCUCUACAGCUUUGCAAACUGCUCAGGGUUUCAUCUGAUCUUUGGGCUCAACGCCUUGCUGCGGAAAGACGGCUUGCGGUGGGACAGCUCGAAUGCCCGGGCGCUGCUGGACUACUGCUCCUCGCAGAGGUACAACAUCUCCUGGGAGCUCGGGAACGAGCCCAACAGCUUCAGAAAGAAAUCUGGGAUCUACAUCGACGGCUUCCAGCUGGGACAAGAUUUUAUUCACUUACGCCAACUUCUGAGUAACUAUAGCCUCUACCGGCACGCGAAGCUCUACGGUCCCGACGUCGGGCAGCCCCGAAAGCACACGCAGAGACUGCUGAGAAGCUUCCUGAAAUCGGGAGGGAAGGCGAUCGACUCUGUUACGUGGCACCAUUACUAUGUGAACGGACGAAGUGCAACGAGGGCGGAUUUCUUGAGCCCUGAAGUGCUGGAUACCUUCGCCACAGCUGUCCGCGAAGUCCUGGAGAUUGUUGACGGGACCGUGCCCGACAAGAAGGUCUGGCUAGGAGAGACGAGCUCUGCCUAUGGAGGGGGAGCUCCCAGGCUGUCCAACACUUACAUUGCUGGUUUUAUGUGGUUGGACAAACUUGGGCUUUCAGCCAGGCGGGGGAUUGAUGUGGUGAUGAGACAGGUUUUCUUCGGGGCAGGGACCUAUCACCUGGUGGAUGCCAACUUUGAGCCUUUGCCG
Molecule: messenger RNA, 1181 nt
Organism: Cariama cristata (Red-legged seriema)
Lineage: Eukaryota; Metazoa; Chordata; Aves; Cariamiformes; Cariamidae
Gene: HPSE
Product: heparanase
Exons: 9
Cellular component (GO): membrane; extracellular matrix
Molecular function (GO): hydrolase activity, acting on glycosyl bonds
Source: RefSeq, a predicted model, not a curated record